Molecule: messenger RNA, 3882 nt
Organism: Dipodomys ordii (Ord's kangaroo rat)
Lineage: Eukaryota; Metazoa; Chordata; Mammalia; Rodentia; Heteromyidae
Gene: Plcg2
Product: phospholipase C, gamma 2 (phosphatidylinositol-specific)
Exons: 26
Coding region: 266-3601 (1111 amino acids)
Biological process (GO): positive regulation of epithelial cell migration; phosphatidylinositol-mediated signaling; lipid metabolic process
Molecular function (GO): phosphatidylinositol-4,5-bisphosphate phospholipase C activity
Source: RefSeq, a predicted model, not a curated record
UGGACCCGAGGGCUGCGUGAUUUGGUUAUUCAAAGCUGCUCUGCGGGUGGGUCGGGAGGUCAGGCGCCUCCCACAGCUGGAUUUCCAUUUAGGCCCCGCCACCUGCAUGGAUUCUCCCACUGGCCAGCGACUUCCUCUUACUAGAACCUUCUCUUCCUCACAGCCAUGACCUGUUAGCUAACUCGCCCCACCUGAGCUGAUUGAACUCUUCAUCCCGCCCCACCAGAGUGCUUGCUUCUGCUGCUCCUGCCCGGCGUGACCGACCAUGACCACCGUGGGCAACGUGGACGCCCUUCCCGAGCAUGAGAAGAGUCAGCUCAAGAGGGCUCUGGAGCUGGGCACUGUCAUGACCGUGUUUAGUUUCCGCAAGUGCACCCCCGAGCGCAGGACCGUGCAGGUGAUCAUGGAGACGCGGCAAGUGGCGUGGAGUAAGACGGCGGACAAGAUGGAAGGCUUCUUGGACAUCAUGGAGAUAAAGGAGAUCCGCCCGGGGAAGAACUCCAAGGAUUUUGAGCGUGCGAAAGCUGUGCGCCACAAGGAGGAUUGCUGCUUCACCAUUCUGUACGGCACGCAGUUCGUCCUCAGCACGCUCAGCUUGGCAACCGACUCCAGGGAGGAAGCGGCGAAGUGGCUGUCCGGCCUGAAAAUCCUCCACCAAGAAGCGCUGAGCGCAUCCACCCCAAGCAUGAUCGAGAGUUGGCUGAGAAAACAGAUUUAUUCUGUGGAUCAAACCAGAAGAAACAGCAUUGGCCUCCGGGAGAUGAAGGCCAUUCUGCCCACAGUGAACUUCAAGGUGAACAGCGUGAAACUCCUCAAGGACAAGUUCAUGGAAAUCAGCACCCACAAAGACGAGCUCAGCUUCGAACAGCUGCAUCUCUUCUACAAAAAGCUGAUGUUCGAGCAGCAGAAAUCGAUACUUGAUGAAUUCAAGAAGGAUUCCUCUGUGUUCAUUCUGGGGAGCACGGACCGGCUGGAGGCCUCCGUGGUGUACCUGCAGGACUUCCAGAGGUUCCUCCUGCACGAACAGCAGGAGCCCUGGGCUCAGGAUAUAAACAAAGUCCGGGAGCGGAUGACCAGGUUCAUCGAUGACACCAUGAGAGAGACUGUGGAGCCUUUCCUGUUUGUGGAUGAGAAGUGGACUCGCCACUACUGUGCCAUUGCCGACGCCAAACUGUCCUUCAGCGACGACAUCGAACAGAACGUGGAGGAGGAGCCACCCCAGGAUACUCCCCCCACGGAGCUGCACCUAGGGGAAAAAUGGUUCCACAAGAAGGUGGAGAAGAGGACGAGCGCGGAGAAGCUGAUGCAGCAGUACUGCCUGGAGACGGGGGCCAAGGAUGGCACCUUCCUGGUGCGGGAGAGCGAGACCUACCCGGACAACUACACGCUGUCCUUCUGGCGCUCAGGCCGCGUGCAGCACUGCCUCAUCCGCUCCACUGUGGAGGGCGGGGCCAAGAAGUACUACCUGACCGACAACCUCACCUUCCCCAGCAUCUACGCGCUGGUCCAGCACUACCGCGAGGCGCACCUGCGCUGCGCAGAGUUCGAGCUGAGGCUCACGGACGCCGUGCCCAACCCCAACCCGCACGAGUCCAAGCCGUGGUACUACGGCCAGCUGAGCCGGGGCGAGGCGGAGGACAUGCUCAUGCGGGUCCCCCGCGACGGGGCCUUCCUCAUCCGGCGGCGGGAGGGGACCGACUCCUACGCCAUCACCUUCAGGGCCCGGGGCAAGGUGAAGCACUGCCGUAUCAGCCGGGACGGCCGGCACUUUGUGCUGGGCACCUCCGCCUACUUCGAGAGCCUGGUGGAGCUGGUCAGCUACUACGAGAAGCACGCUCUGUACCGCAAGAUGAGGCUGCGCUACCCCGUGACGCCCGAGCUGCUGGAGCGCUACAGCGUGGUAGGCACAGCCCGCCCCGGUCCCCGGGGCCUCUGCGGGUCCCCCAUCCCCCCAGGUGGACGGGGGUCCAGGCUGCUCCAGUUCCUCACCUACCUGUUCUCCCGGGAGAACAGCAUCUGGGACGACAAGUAUGACGCGGUGGACAUGCAGGACAUGAACAACCCCCUGUCCCACUACUGGAUCUCCUCCUCCCACAACACGUACCUCACCGGGGACCAGCUCCGCAGCGAGUCGUCCACCGAGGCCUACGUGCGCUGCCUGCGUCUGGGCUGCCGCUGCAUCGAGUGUGAGUGUCGGCCAUGCAGCUCCGGGGGUCCCAGCCCCCGCCUUCGGGAUGUCCCAGGGCCUGGGCCCCUCAGGGAGGAGACUGGCGGGGCCCUGGGAGCCCCGGGGCUGGAAUGCCAUGUUUCUUCACAGAUUAUGGAAGAUAAUCCCCUAGGAUCUCUCUGCAGAGGGAUCCUGGACCUGAAUAACUACAACGUUGUAAAAGCCCCACAUGGAAAGAACCAGAAACCUUUCGUCUUCAUCCUGGAGCCCAAGAAGCAGGGGGACCCCCCGGUGGAGUUCGCCGCGGACAGCGUGGAGGAGCUCUUCGAGUGGUUCCAGAGCAUUCGACAGAUCACCUGGAAGAUCGACACCAAGGAGAACAACAUGAAGUACUGGGAGAAGAACCAGUCCAUCGCCAUUGAGCUCUCUGACUUGGUUGUCUACUGCAAGCCGACCAGCAAAACCAAGGACAAUCUAGAGAACCCCGACUUCCGAGAGAUCCGCUCCUUUGUGGAGACCAAGGCGGACAGCAUGGUGCGGCAGAAGCCCCGGGAGCUGCUGCGGUACAACCAGAAGGGCCUGACGCGCGUCUACCCCAAAGGACAGCGCGUGGACUCCUCCAACUACGACCCGUUCCGCCUGUGGCUGUGCGGCGCCCAGAUGGUGGCCCUCAACUUCCAGACCGCAGACAAAUACAUGCAGAUGAACCACGCGCUGUUCUCGCUCAAUGGCCGGACAGGCUACGUCCUGCAGCCCGAGAGCAUGCGCGGGGAGAAGUACGACCCGCUACCGCCCGAGUCGCAGAGGAGGGUCGUGAUGACGCUCACUGUCAAGGUCCUUGGCGCUCGCCACCUCCCCAAGCUUGGGCGAAGUAUCGCUUGCCCCUUCGUGGAGGUGGAGAUCUGUGGGGCGGAGUACGACAACAAUAAGUUUAAGACAACGGUCGUGAAUGACAAUGGCCUCAGCCCUGUGUGGGCUCCCACCCAGGAGAAGGUGACCUUUGAGAUUUAUGACCCCAGCCUGGCCUUCCUGCGCUUCGUGGUCUACGAAGAAGACAUGUUCAGCGACCCCAACUUCCUGGCCCACGCCACCUACCCCAUCAAAGGCAUCAAGUCAGGGUUCAGAUCCGUGCCUCUGAAGAAUGGGUACAGCGAGGACAUCGAGCUGGCGUCCCUCCUGGUUUUCUGUGAGAUGCGGCCCGUCUUGGAGUGUGAGGAGGAGCUGUAUUCCUCCUGUCGCCAGCUGCGAAGGAGGCAGGAAGAACUCAACAACCAGCUCUUCUUAUACGACACACACCAGAACCUGCGUAAUGCCAACCGAGAUGCUCUGGUGAAGGAGUUCAACGUCAACGAGAACCAGCUCCAGCUGUACCAGGACAGGUGCAACCGGAGGCUGCGAGAGAAGAGGGUCAGCAACAGCAAGUUUUACUCAUAGAAGCGGAGGUGCGCGUGUGAGGCGGAUGGGUGUGUGCGGAUGGGCGAAUGUGCUGUUCAGCCUCGGGGGUGGGGCACCUGCCAUGCUGCCUUCCACCUGUGAUGCCAACGGACCAUAUGACCAAGGAUCCGGGGUGAUCUCCUGGUUUUUCCACCUUGGACUUUUUUUUUUUUUGUAACUUAUAUUCUUUAUAGAGGAUCCCUAAACUGUGUCUGUCAUGGUGUGUGACCUCUCGUGUUCCAACCGCAUUGAAUAAAGCACAGGCAGUCUUGGUCAGUUCA